Messenger RNA from Eriocheir sinensis (Chinese mitten crab), 1591 nucleotides. RefSeq names its product AP-3 complex subunit sigma-1-like (gene or). Gene Ontology annotation, biological process: Golgi to vacuole transport; intracellular protein transport. The record is from RefSeq and is a predicted model, not a curated record. The coding region runs from base 126 to 701 and encodes 191 amino acids. Gene Ontology annotation, cellular component: intracellular membrane-bounded organelle; AP-3 adaptor complex; membrane coat. Lineage: Eukaryota; Metazoa; Arthropoda; Malacostraca; Decapoda; Varunidae. The transcript has 5 exons.
UGUGAAUCGUGGCUCCGUUGCAAAGGCUAAGUAAGCUCACCUGAUCGGAGUAAACACAGGUGGUUGCACACCAGCAGAGCGGGCCGGAGAAGAAUUACCAACAUACAUAACAGUACUAACGCAUAAUGAUCAAGGCCAUCCUUGUUUUCAAUAACCAUGGAAAACCACGACUCUCCAAAUUCUACCAGUACUUCAAUGAGGAGAUGCAGCAGCAGAUUAUAAAGGAGACAUUUCAGCUAGUAUCCAAGAGAGACGACAAUGUUUGUAACUUCCUGGAGGGUGGGAGCCUCAUUGGGGGAGCAGACUACAAGCUCAUCUACCGCCACUAUGCCACUUUGUACUUUGUCUUCUGCGUGGAUUCUUCCGAGAGUGAACUUGGCAUCCUCGACUUGAUCCAGGUUUUCGUGGAGACCCUCGACAAGUGUUUUGAGAAUGUGUGUGAGCUCGACCUCAUAUUCCAUGUUGACAAGGUUCACUACAUCCUGAAUGAGCUGGUGAUGGGCGGAAUGGUCCUUGAAACAAACAUGACUGAGAUCAUCACAAGAAUAGAUGACCAAAACAAGCUGGAGAAGCAGGAGGCUGGCUUGGCUGCAGCUCCCGCCCGCGCAGUUUCAGCCGUCAAAAACAUGAACCUCCCACAACAAAUCAAAGACAUCAAGCUGCCUGACCUGCCUGCUGCAAUCAAGGAUCUCAAAUUCUGACAUCUUCUCCUUUUUAUCCCCUCUGUUUCAUGAUAAGUUCUUAGUUUACCAUCAUGUGUUCUGUGUAAAAUUUUAAAAGGAAGCAAUGAGAGCCUCCCUCCCCAUCAGUUUGAAAUGUCCUUAUAAUCUCAUUCUCAUCCUCAUUUUCAUUUGUAUCAUCCCUUUCAUUAGGCACACUAAUCAUUGUUAGUGUUUGGAAGGUUCAGACAAAGUGGAGAACAGUUGUCAGAGAAGAGAAAAAUUUAUCUAUGAAGUGGGUGACACAACAAUGACUCCUGAGGUACUGUAGCCACAACCCUUAACUAUUGCAGACAUUCACUUUUAGAAAUUUAGUCACUGAUCUGAAGGAAAUGAAAACUUCUGAAAGAAGCCCAUAUUGCACCCAUUCAUCUCCCCCUCUGACUUUUAAUGAUUUUAUUGCCUUAUAAUGGUCUUGGUAUUCGUAAGUGAUGUAUUUUGAAACUGUCAGAUGUUUUAGUAUACUAUACAAUUGUCCUCUUGAGAAACCUCUCUUUCAUCUUGUAGUAUUUUCUUCACAUUGAUGAAGUAUAACAGUUCAUCAUUGCUGCAAUGCAAUGGGGACUACUUCUUGGGUCCAAGGCAUAAAAAAGAUUGACACAAAGCAACAUAUGGCAUACUAACCAGAGCCUUUGCAAAUAUAUAAUGAGUUGUUUAUGAAAGCUUUGGUUUUAUUUUAAUAUACUUUGAAUAAGUUGUGCAACUCCAGCUAGACUUCAUGAACAGGAGGAUUGAAACUGGUCGUAGUACAGAAUGUUCAAGAUCAGGGUUUAGGAUGAGAAGUAACUAGCACUGGUGGGACAGCAAAGGGUAUGUAAGAAAUGUAAUGCUACUUUUUGUUUAUAAGUGUAAGGGUAAACAAAGUAAUUAAG